UAGCUCCCCGACCAGGUAAUUAAUUUCCCUGGGUGUCCGUCCGGUGAACUCGCAGCAGAUCUAGCUCCCCCCCCCCCCCCCCCCCACUCGCGCGUCGGCGUCAAGGUAUGGAGAUGGAGUCCGCGGGGACGGAGAUCAGCUUCACGUUCCCCGGUUCUGGAUCUGGUGCAUCCAAUGGAUGUAGCGGCCCGGCAGUCUCACCAGAUUCGCCGCGGUUUGCAAGGCAUCCUCGAUUCCUGGGUGCAGUUCGUGAGGUCGCCGAAGAUGAUCCCAGCGGCCGAUUCCCAGAUUUAUUAGAUACAGUUGAAGUUGUUCUGCGCCCAGACGUCAGCGAUUCAGAAGAGAAUAAGCCCAGCAGGGCGGAGAAUGUGUAUGUAGCCCUGGACGACAAGGUUGGAUGGGUUAGCAGGAAACGGCGGGAUGUCAUGCCAGACGAAAGACCAACAAGUGCAGACAGGGUCACCGCGCUGGAAAAAGCUCUAACCGGGUUUGCAGAUAGGGAUUCAGAUUCUGUUGUGACUCCGUCCGUUGGGCUAUCAUUUGACUCGAUAAAUGAGGCAUAUGAAUUCUACAACCUGUAUUCUUGGGAGUGUGGAUUUGGUGUUCGCUAUGCAAAGAGCAUGACGAAUGUAAAAGGGACAAAAUGCAUGCAGGAGUUCGUCUGCUGCUGCUCGAUAUGAGUCCUACAAACAAGUGUUCACUGUCUAAUGUGUCAUCUGUUACCAUGCUGUUUGUUGCAUAUCUAAAUGCAUUUUGGUUGGUUAUUUUCUUGCAGGGCAAACCAAAAGAAGCAAAUUCGAAGUCUACAUGGUGUCAAUGCCAAGCCAUGAUAAGGCUUCUCCAAACGGACGACGAAGGCUGGUACAUCAACGAAUUCAGGUCCAAACACAACCACCCCAUGUUGAACACUUGUGCUGAGAAGUUGCAUUUCCCAUCACAUAGGCAUAUUGACAAAUACACCCGUGAGCUUGUUUCCCAACUGAGACAGAACAAUGUUAAUCUGAGCAAGGUUUAUAGUAUAAUCGCAACAUUUUUUGGUAGAGUUGAGAAUGUGCCGUUCACCAAGAGAUGUUUAAGGACUCUGUGUGGGAAGCUUAGCAGGGAGCAAGCUGAUGACGAUGUGCGAAAGACAAUGGCUAUUUUUUCAGAAAUGAAAGCACAAGACAGCGAGUUCACAUACAACGUUCAGGUAGAUGAUGAGAGUAGGAUAUGGACCCUUAUGUGGACGAACGGGCGUAGCAAAACACAGUACCAUCACUUCAGUGACGUUAUCACCUUCGACACGACAUACAAAACAAACCUGUAUGAUAUGCCAUUUGGUCUGUUUGUGGGGGUGAAUAAUCAUUUUCAGAGUGUGCUUUAUGCGAGACGAGACCGAGGAUACAUUCAAAUGGAUUUUUGACGAGUUCGUGAAGAUGAUGGGUGGUAAAAAACCAAUUACUAUUCUAACAGCUAGAGCCAUGGAAAAGGCAAUUGAGGAGGUGUAUCCUGAAUCCACGCAUCGGUGGUGCAAAUGGCACGUGCUGAAGAAGGCCAAAGAAAACCUGGGUGCUCAUUACACCAAGAAGUCAGAUUUCAGGGCUGAAUUCCACAAGCUUGUGCAUGAGAUGCUGACUAUUGAUGAAUUCGAGGACGGCUGGGCAGCAUUGCUUGACAAAUAUUCACU
Molecule: messenger RNA, 1666 nt
Organism: Triticum aestivum (bread wheat)
Lineage: Eukaryota; Viridiplantae; Streptophyta; Magnoliopsida; Poales; Poaceae
Exons: 4
Coding region: 108-680 (190 amino acids)
Source: RefSeq, a predicted model, not a curated record